UUUUCAUUGUGUUACAAAGAAACGCGCACCGCUCGCGUCAGCACUGCGGACGUUUGUGAGAUAGUCAUCGGGCUAUCGCCAACAGGAGAAAAGGAAGAAGACACGUCGCCAUGUCUCGCAUCAAGGGCAAGCGUUCGUCGGAGGAGAGCCUGGCGUCUGGCAGCUCGAUCGAGGAGACGCGGAGCGUGAUGUCCUUCAUCCUGUCGCGCGUGCCCGGCACGGAGCUGUCGGCGCCGCCACCGCCGCCGCCGCCGCCCCCACCUCCGGAGUCGCCCGUGGCAGUGCGAAAGCGGGCCUUUCCCUGGACGUGGCUGCUGACACACGCGCCCUGCGCGCUCAGGCUGCUGCUACUGGUGGCGGCGCACGCAGCCGUGGCGGUGUCCCUGGCCACCUCCGGCCGUGACCCCCGGGAGCCCUGGUGCAGCGGCUCGGGCUUGCUGCUCGUCUUCCUGGGGCUGCUGGACGCGGCGAUCGCGUGCGCCGUCACCCGAACGCCGCGGAGGAAGUUGGCCGAGCUGGUGAAGCACGUGAACAGGAGACUGGCGCCAAUCACCGCCACCAAACGCUUCUCCAGGGUGAGCUGGACGCUCAUCCUGGCCUCUAUCCUGGCGUUCGUGGCCGUCGACUCCCGGCUGCACGCCGCCAGACUGGCGUCCGUAUUCGGCAUCGUCAUGAUGCUGGGCUUUGGCUACAUCUUCUCCGCUCACCGGAGCAAGGUCCGGUGGAGCCCCGUGUUCUGGGGCGUGGUGGCGCAGUUCCUGCUCGGCUUGGCCCUGGUGCGCUGGGGCUGGGGCAGGCAAGCCAUGGCCUGCCUGGGGGCCAAGCUGAGCGCCCUCGUCGCCUUCGCCAAUGCCGGCAGCAGCUUCGCCUUCGGCCCCCUCGUGUCCGGAGGAGCGCCCACCGAAAAUGCGGCCCCCACCGUCUUCUCGGUGCUGUCCACGCUGAUCUUCUUCGGCAUGCUCGUGUCAGUGUUGCGCCACUACCAGGUUCUGCAGGGCGUGAUCGGCAAGCUGGGCUGGCUCAUGGCGGCCACCAUAGGCACCACGGGCUGCGAGUCCUUCUGCGCCGCCAGCAACCUCCUCCUCGGCCAGGCGGACGCUUGCAUGCUGAUCAAGCCGUACAUGUUGCGCCUGACAAAGUCUGAAAUCCACUGCAUCAUGGCGACGGGAUUUGCCACGGUAUCGGGAAGCCUUCUCGCCAUCUUUAUCCAGUUCGGGCUGAAGCCCGAGUACCUGCUAGCCGCCUCGCUCAUGUCCGCCCCGGCCGCCAUGGGCUUCGCCAAGCUCUUCUACCCGGAGACGGAGGAGUCGGACGAGAAGGACGACCCCCUCCACAGCCCCGACCGGAACGUGCUGGAAGCCAUGGCCCACGGCAUGUCCUCCAUGGUCCUGCUGGCGGCCAACAUGCUCGCCUGCCUGAUGGCCCUGGUGGCGGGCAUGGCCCUACUGGACAGUGCACUCGUCUACCUUGGCACGCUGCUCGGCUGGAGCUUCCUGGGUCUGAACUGGCUGGCGGGCCGCCUGUUCAUCCCGCUCACCCUGGCCAUGGGCGUGGACGUGGGCGAGUGCGUGCGCGUGGCCACCCUGCUCGGGGUCCGCGCCACGCACAACGAGCUUGUGGCCCACGCGCGCCUCGAAGCCCUCGAGGGACAGCUCCCGUUGCGUGCCGACCUGGUGAGCUCGUACGCGCUGUGCGGCUUCUCGAACCUGGGCGCCGUGGGUGUGCAGCUGGGCGCCUACGCGGCCCUGGCGCCCUCCCGGCUCGGGGACUGCGCACAGGUGGCUCCGCGGGCGCUCGUCGCGGGUUCUGUCGCCUGCUUCAUGACCGCCUGCGUGACCGGUGCUCUAACGGACACGUCUGCCUACGAAGUGCCGACGAGAUUCAACAGCUUCGACUUCAUAUGAAACAGGAGCCGCGCGUCCCCUUGUGUGUCUCCCCCUUUUUGUUCUCAGGCCCCCGUUUGUUCCUGGUGAGCGAAUAAAGGCUAUCGAAGUCCUC
Ixodes scapularis (black-legged tick) is the source of this 1998-nucleotide messenger RNA. Its product is annotated as solute carrier family 28 member 3-like. Gene Ontology annotation, cellular component: membrane. The transcript is spliced from 12 exons. Bases 111 to 1904 code for a protein of 597 amino acids. The record is from RefSeq and is a predicted model, not a curated record. Gene Ontology annotation, molecular function: nucleoside:sodium symporter activity. Gene Ontology annotation, biological process: nucleoside transmembrane transport. NCBI's taxonomy places the organism in Eukaryota, Metazoa, Arthropoda, Arachnida, Ixodida, Ixodidae.